Messenger RNA from Aspergillus affinis, 252 nucleotides. Its product is annotated as phosphorylase b kinase gamma catalytic chain. The record is from RefSeq and is a predicted model, not a curated record. NCBI's taxonomy places the organism in Eukaryota, Fungi, Ascomycota, Eurotiomycetes, Eurotiales, Aspergillaceae. Bases 1 to 252 code for a protein of 83 amino acids. The transcript is spliced from 2 exons.
AUGAACUCCGACACAUUGAAACUGACUGCACUGGCUGCUAUCAUGGCCGAUCUGAUGGAUCAGAAGGGGAGUGGGCCUAUCUGGAGCUCGCUGGCGAAAGAGUUCCUUCGAGAUCUGACGACCAAGCGCCUGAACGAGUUGAUGGAGCACUCCUUCUUAAAGGAGGCGGGAGGAGCAGGCGACUUAAUGCUGUGUGUCUCUAUAACGAACAAGAUUGCCAGCCACAAUAUUAAAGAGGUAAACAAUGCCUAG